Molecule: messenger RNA, 2905 nt
Organism: Fukomys damarensis (Damara mole-rat)
Lineage: Eukaryota; Metazoa; Chordata; Mammalia; Rodentia; Bathyergidae
Gene: Zranb2
Product: zinc finger RANBP2-type containing 2
Exons: 10
Coding region: 414-1271 (285 amino acids)
Biological process (GO): RNA processing
Molecular function (GO): lipopolysaccharide binding; RNA binding
Source: RefSeq, a predicted model, not a curated record
GGGCGCUGGCCACGCUUUGUGGCACCGCACCGCCCCCUCCCCCAAGCUCCGAGGUGCGGGGAGAGCGCAGCGCCCGGGGUUCCGGUCGCCCCGCCUCCCACGUGACUCCCCGCGGAACUUCACCCUCCGGCCCCGACGGCCUUGCUGCUGGCAUCCAAGUCGUCCUUGUGCGUGCGUCCCAAAGCUCUUGCGUUGCGUUCUCAAGCCGACUUCACCACGCUAUUUAUUCAUCUCAUCGCUAAGGUCUACUCUUUUGGUCUGGGAAAUUCAGGCUUUUUUCUUUAUUGAUCUUUAGUUUUCCUACGUGAAUUGAGCUUUGUGCCUCCUUGGAGCCAACAGGAUGUGGAAAUGUAAACUUUGCUAGAAGAACCAGCUGUAAUCGAUGUGGUCGGGAGAAAACAACUGAGGCCAAGAUGAUGAAAGCUGGGGGCACUGAAAUAGGAAAGACUCUGGCAGAAAAGAGCCGAGGCCUAUUUAGUGCUAAUGACUGGCAGUGUAAAACUUGCAGUAAUGUGAAUUGGGCCAGAAGAUCAGAGUGUAACAUGUGUAAUACUCCAAAGUAUGCUAAAUUAGAAGAAAGAACAGGAUAUGGUGGUGGUUUUAAUGAAAGAGAAAAUGUUGAAUAUAUAGAAAGAGAAGAAUCUGAUGGAGAAUAUGAUGAAUUUGGACGUAAAAAGAAAAAAUACAGAGGGAAGCCAGUUGGUCCUGCAUCCAUAUUAAAGGAAGUUGAUGAUAAAGAAUCAGAAGGAGAAGAAGAAGAUGAGGAUGCAGAUCUUUCUAAAUAUAAAUUAGAUGAGGAUGAGGAUGAAGAUGAUGCUGAUCUCUCAAAAUAUAAUCUUGAUGCCAGUGAAGAAGAAGAUACUAAUAAAAAGAAGUCUAAUAGAAGAAGUCGAUCAAAGUCUCGGUCUUCACGAUCUUCAUCUCGCUCAUCCUCCCCCUCAAGUUCAAGGUCUAGGUCCAGGUCCCGUUCAAGAAGUUCUUCCAGUUCGCAGUCAAGAUCUCGUUCCAGUUCCAGAGAACGUUCGAGAUCUCGUGGGUCGAAAUCAAGAUCCAGCUCCAGGUCCCACAGGGGCUCUUCCUCCCCACGAAAAAGAUCUUAUUCAAGUUCAUCAUCGUCUCCUGAGAGGAACAGAAAGAGAAGUCGUUCUAGAUCAUCUUCUCCUGGUGAUCGAAAAAAAAGACGAACAAGAUCACGGUCACCCGAAAGGCACCACAGGUCAUCUUCUGGAUCAUCCCAUUCUGGUUCCCGUUCAAGUUCAAAAAAGAAAUAAUGUAUUAAAAUUUACGUCUUUAAAAAAAAAUACAGUACAGUGCAUGAAACACUUUUUAAGAAGUUGAUGUCUUACUUGGUCAGAAGUGCUAAAUCUGCUAGUAGAGGUGCAUGCCUUCAUUGUUUUUCAGAAUAAUACAAUGUGUUUAUUUGUGAAAUUAAAAGUGAAUUGCAUUUUAAGCCAUAAUGUCCCGAAGUAAAAGCUCUUUUGUUCAUUGUUUGCAUCCAUUUACCUAAAACCAUCUCAGUUUCAACAAAUAGUCCUUGGGAAAAAUCUGCUAUAUUAACCUGGAAAAGAAAUUAAACUGUUUGUACUUUUAAUCUAUGUCAGAGUGAUUCCUGCUAUAAAAAUUUAAACUAAGUUAUAAAACAAUCAACUGGGAACUUCAUCUUAAAUUCCCUAUGCUUUGGGUGCCUUAUUCAUUGCCUCUUUUAUACAAUUUUUUACCAGUUUUGCAUCACCACAUUUAAUGGCGGACAAAUCUUGUGGAUUGCAAAAGAAACAAGGUGUUAAGCAUUUUCCUUUCGGACACCUAAUUUGGGCAAGGAAAGAAACUCUUACUAGUUUAUCUGGUCUCUACUAAUAUGGUUGCCAGUAUGGAAAGAUGCUUAUUCUGAGUAAACGUUUUAAAAGGUUUGUGCAGUGUCCUAGAAGAAAACUUAGUUACUAAAUACAAUAGGUUAGAGAAGGCUAAAUUGUACUUGACAAAUUGAAGAUUUUGAAAUGUGUUUCUGUUGGUGAAGGCCCAGCAGAAACGUGAAUUGAAGUAAAUUUUUCCCUUGAGAUGUGUAACUCUAAAUGUAUUACAUAACAUUUUCUUCUGGAUAGCAAUUGAAUACUUAUUUCUGCAUGAUAAAAACAGUCAUUUUUCCUUUUUUACAUGAAAGUUAUGGCUUAAAAUGCUUUCAGAGUUUCAUUUCUCAGAAUAAAAAUCUGGUCACAAGUUCCAUUUUGUUUUCUGGUUUGAAGAAAAGGUUUCUCUUAACAGUGUCUUCAGUGACAAUGCAAGGUAAGUAUAUGAAGGGAAAUCAACAGUUGUGCUUGGGGUCUUUUUGUUAUGGGGUACUGAUUUUUCUCUCUCUCUCUUUUUUUUUUUAACAUUGUCUGCCACAGUUUAAGAACAAGGUGUUUAGUAGAUAGACCAAACAAAAUUAUAUUUGUUUUUUAUUUUAAAGUGUUUUCAGCUGAUCUAAAGAUGAAUACAAAAUAUCUUAUGUAGAAAUAUUUUGAUAAUAUUUUUACAAUGAGCUUUCCCGUGUUUUUUAUGUCUUAAUUUUCCUUGCUACAUUUACUAUAGGUUGCACAAGAACUUUUACUCUUGUAAUUGUGCCUCAGACUUUUCGAAAGCCCACGUACUAAGUUGCCCACAUGAUCAUCUAGAUUCUACAUGUUACCAUUGGUUUAUUCUUGUGCUUUCUGUGUUUAAAACUUCAACUGUACUAAGCAAUUGCAAGGUUAUAAAUUUAGCUAAUAGGAGUUGAUAGACAAAGUCAGAUGAUUAUGAUUUUCUUUGGUUUAAGCUGUGCUAGUUCAUUUCAUAAGGAAAUGAUGCUGUAGAGAAAUGUAAAUAAAGUCUGUGAGUCAAGCAUCAAGUGGUGUUUGUUAGAAAUAAACUAGAGAUUUUUACGCUGUGA